Eubalaena glacialis (North Atlantic right whale) is the source of this 1506-nucleotide messenger RNA. RefSeq names its product BLK proto-oncogene, Src family tyrosine kinase (gene BLK). The record is from RefSeq and is a predicted model, not a curated record. Gene Ontology annotation, biological process: innate immune response; protein phosphorylation; cell surface receptor protein tyrosine kinase signaling pathway. Bases 1 to 1506 code for a protein of 501 amino acids. The transcript has 12 exons. Gene Ontology annotation, cellular component: extrinsic component of cytoplasmic side of plasma membrane. Lineage: Eukaryota; Metazoa; Chordata; Mammalia; Artiodactyla; Balaenidae. Gene Ontology annotation, molecular function: ATP binding; signaling receptor binding; non-membrane spanning protein tyrosine kinase activity.
AUGGGAGUGGUGAGCAGCAAAAGGCAGGUCAAGGAGAAGGGGAAGGGCAGAUGGAGCCCCGUGAAGGCCAGCACCCAGGGCAAAGAGGCCCCACCACUGCCGCCCCUGGUCGUGUUUAACCACCUGGCUCCCCCCGCUCCUGGCACCACGCACCCGGACCAAGAGGAACACUUCGUGGUGGCCCUGUAUGACUACAAAGCCGUGAACGACCGGGACCUGCAGAUGAUGAAGGGAGAGAAGCUGCAGAUCCUGAAGGAGGCUGGAGACUGGUGGUUGGCCAAGUCUCUCAUCACAGGAAGAGAAGGCUACGUGCCCAGCAACUUUGUGACCCGAAUAGAGACCCUGGAAGUGGAAAAGUGGUUCUUUAGAUCAAUUUGCCGGAGAGAUGCCGAGAGGCAGCUUCUGGCUCCAAUCAAUAAGGUCGGCUCCUUUCUUAUUAGAGAGAGCGAAACCAGCAAAGGUGCCUUUUCUCUAUCUGUGAAGGAUGUGACCACCCAGGGGGAGGUGAUCAAACACUAUAAGAUCCGCUCCCUGGAUGAAGGCGGCUAUUACAUCUCCCCCCGAAACACCUUCCCCACCCUGCAGGCUUUGGUGCAGCACUAUUCUAAGAAAGGGGAUGGUUUGUGCCAGAGGCUGACCCAACCCUGUGUGAGCCUGGCUCUCCAGAACCCCUGGGCCCAGGAUGAAUGGGAAAUCCCCCGGCAGUCUCUCAAGCUGCUCAGGAAACUUGGGUCUGGGCAGUUUGGUGAAGUCUGGAUGGGUUAUUACAAAAACAACAUCAAGGUGGCCAUCAAGACCUUGAAGGAGGGAACCAUGUCUCCGGAGGCCUUCCUGGGUGAGGCCAACCUGAUGAAAACUCUCCGGCAUGAGAGGCUGGUCCGUCUCUACGCCGUGGUCACCAAGGAGCCCAUCUACAUCGUGACCGAGUACAUGGCCAGAGGCUGCUUGCUGGAUUUCCUGAAGACGGAUGAAGGUAACCGAUUGUCCCUCCCAAGGCUGAUCGACAUGUCGGCCCAGAUUGCAGAAGGAAUGGCGUAUAUCGAGCAGAUGAAUUCAAUCCACCGGGACCUGAGGGCGGCCAACAUCCUGGUGUCUGAGACCUUGUGCUGCAAAAUCGGUGACUUUGGCUUGGCCCGCAUCAUCGACAAUGAAUACACUGCCCAAGAGGGGGCCAAGUUCCCCAUCAAGUGGACCGCCCCAGAGGCCAUCCACUUCGGGGUGUUCACCAUCAAAGCAGACGUGUGGUCGUUUGGAAUCCUCCUGAUGGAAAUCAUCACUUACGGCCGUGUGCCCUACCCAGGGAUGAGCAACCCCGAGGUCAUCCGCAACCUGGAGCGCGGCUACCGCAUGCCGCGCCCAGAUUCGUGCCCACCCGAGCUGUACAGCAGCGUCAUUGCCGAGUGCUGGCGCAGCCGGCCCGAGGAGCGGCCCACCUUUGAGUUCCUGCAGUCGGUGCUCGAGGACUUCCACACGGCCACCGAGGGCCAGUACGAGCUGCAGCCCUAG